Molecule: messenger RNA, 570 nt
Organism: Gossypium arboreum
Lineage: Eukaryota; Viridiplantae; Streptophyta; Magnoliopsida; Malvales; Malvaceae
Product: leucine-rich repeat extensin-like protein 3
Exons: 2
Coding region: 1-570 (189 amino acids)
Molecular function (GO): protein binding
Source: RefSeq, a predicted model, not a curated record
AUGACUCUUUUUGAUGUUAGCUUUAAUGAGUUAAUGGGUACUUUGCCGGAGCAAAUUGGGGGAAUGGUGAGUCUUGAACAGCUUAAUGUGGCACAUAAUAUGUUGUCUGGGAAGAUUCCAGCAAGUAUUUGUCGGUUGCCGAAGUUGGAGAAUUUCACGUUUUCGUAUAAUUUCUUCACCGGAGAACCGCCGAUGUGCUCCUUUUGUUCCUUCUUUGCCGUCUCCUCCUCCGCCUUCUCCGCCGCCGGUUGUUGUGCUGUCACCGCCACCCCCAUCGCCUGUUUUAUUCCACAAUCACCACCUCCGCCGCCACCACCGCCAGUAUACUCUCCCCUCCUCUCCCCUUCACCACCUCCACCUCCGCCGCCACCUGUGUACUCUCCUCCUCCACCGCCACCAUCUCCACCUCCACCUGUUUAUUCACCUCCACCUCCACCACCACCACCACCACCAGCAGUUUACUCUCCACCACCACCACCUCCAUCCCCACCUCCACUAUCACCCCGCCACCUACUUAUCCAUCACCACCUCCACCAUCUCCUCCACCACCUUCACCAGUAUACUGUGUGA